This is a messenger RNA of Cooperia oncophora, 234 nucleotides long. NCBI's taxonomy places the organism in Eukaryota, Metazoa, Nematoda, Chromadorea, Rhabditida, Trichostrongylidae. The record is from the annotation of a GenBank genome assembly.
AUGUUGAGCGCACCGAGACGUGUAGGCGCACCAAAGUCACGGGCACCAGGGCUACAGGCCCGCGAAGUGGUAUCUGCCAUUGGUAUUGUUUCCAAUCUUGUUUCAUUUCUUGUAAUGCUCCGUCAUCGAACAUUUAAAAGCUCGUUUGGACUACUUGGCACUUGCUAUGCUCUGACAAACGCAUUCAUUCUGAUAAUUUUUGCUGUAUGGGCUGCUCCGUGGACAAUUUGGUAA